Molecule: messenger RNA, 1173 nt
Organism: Colletotrichum phormii
Lineage: Eukaryota; Fungi; Ascomycota; Sordariomycetes; Glomerellales; Glomerellaceae
Product: fungal-specific transcription factor domain-containing protein
Exons: 2
Coding region: 1-1173 (390 amino acids)
Biological process (GO): positive regulation of transcription by RNA polymerase II
Cellular component (GO): nucleus
Molecular function (GO): transcription cis-regulatory region binding; DNA-binding transcription factor activity
Source: RefSeq, a predicted model, not a curated record
AUGCGAUACUAUAUCACAGUGUUGAGUCAUUAUUUGACUGCAAGCGAGCAGGUCAACUCUUUUCUAUCAGAGUUUCUACCUAUGGCUAUGGAGUCGAGCGUGCUUUACGAUGCGCUGGUAGCCUUUGCUUCUGGUCACUUAUCGCUCUCGAAUGAGUCAUAUCGAGUCUCUGCCUUGGAGGCACACUCGACAGCAAUUACCAAUCUGGCCACAGCCCUCAGUCAACCGCAGCAUGAAACUACAUGGUACGAGACCAAAGCGGCAACAUGCUUAGCCUUUGUCAUUGGUGAGGUAUGCGUGGGAGACAAUGAUGGGUGGAGUGCCCACCUGAACGGCGCCAAGCUCAUCAUUGAGUCAGCCGUGGCCAACUCCAGCUCAGGCACGACCUUGCGAGGUCCGGAAGUCUUCAAACGGAGCUCCGAAGGCCAGUGGAUUCUUCGAAACUUUGCAUAUCACGACAUGAUUGGCAGCGUGACAAUGCGGAGGAGGCCGCUGCUGGACUGCAGCUAUCUGGAUGGUAUUACGGAUGUUGUGGACACCUACCUAGGCGUGGCCACGGACCUUUUGCGCCAUGUUGCUACUUUGAGUAGCAUCGACGAAGAGACCAGGCUGGAUGUUGAUAUGGGAACGGAGGAAAAAACCAGAAGAAGGGAGGUGUUUCAAGCCACCUGUGAAGAAGUCGAGCAAGAGCUGCAAGAUUGGCGGUGCAGACCAGACGCCGCUCCAGAACUUGCUGCUCUGGCACAUGCAUUCAGAAGCGCCGUCUUGAUUGUUCUAUUUCGACUGAUUCGAAGUCGACUGAGUUCGGAGGAAGGGUCUACUCGAGACGAAAGCUCCGAAGCAACGACAUGGGGCGUACUACCCACAAAGUUGCGGACCCAGGUGUCCAAUACCCUGAGGCACGUAUCUGAUAUUCCGGUUGGGUCACACACAGAGUCGGCAAUACUCUUUCCGCUCUUCCUUGCCGGCGGCGAGGCGACUGAAGAAGAACACAUGGAUGCUGUCCGUGUUCGGUUGCAGAUGACGUUGCAGAAACGACGAUUCCAGAACAUUUCUCGCUCUUUGAUAAUACUAGAAGAACUAUGGCAAAGGCGGCAGAGCUCUGCUUUGACGGAGAAGGUAGAUUGGACCGACAUCUUGGAUGAAACUGGGGAACAUCUACUCUUGACCUAG